Mytilus californianus (California mussel) is the source of this 4251-nucleotide messenger RNA. RefSeq names its product mitogen-activated protein kinase kinase kinase 7-like. Gene Ontology annotation, biological process: JNK cascade; protein phosphorylation; positive regulation of canonical NF-kappaB signal transduction. The record is from RefSeq and is a predicted model, not a curated record. Lineage: Eukaryota; Metazoa; Mollusca; Bivalvia; Mytilida; Mytilidae. Bases 119 to 2149 code for a protein of 676 amino acids. Gene Ontology annotation, molecular function: magnesium ion binding; ATP binding; MAP kinase kinase kinase activity. The transcript is spliced from 19 exons.
UCCAAAACGAGUCUCCCAAGUUCCUCCACUUUCAGUUCGACCAAAAUAUGGGCAGGGAUUUACUAAAACCUUUUUUCAUGGAAAAGGCGAACAUAAAUUGAUGAGUAUUUAGCUUGAAAUGGAACCCACUUUUGUGGAGGAAAUAGACUUCCAAGAACUACAAUUCUACGAGGUUGUUGGGAAAGGAGCAUUUGGAGUUGUCAGCAGAGCAAAAUGGAGAUCAAAAGAUGUUGCUGUAAAACUAAUAGAAACAGAAUCUGAGAGGAAAGCUUUUAUGACAGAGUUAAAGCAGCUGUCAAGAGUCAAUCAUCCUAACAUUGUCAAACUGUAUGGUGCUUGUACUAAACCACCAACAGUAUGUCUUGUUAUGGAGUAUGCUGAGGGUGGAUCACUGUAUAAUGUGCUACAUGGUGCUGGUCCACAACCAAUUUAUAACACUGCCCAUGCUAUGAGUUGGCUGCUUCAGUGCUCCAAAGGUGUGGAGUAUUUACAUGGCAUGAAGCCGAAAGCAUUGAUUCAUAGAGAUCUGAAACCUCCAAAUUUAUUACUAAUAAUGGGAGGAACAGUUUUGAAGAUCUGUGAUUUUGGUACAGCUUGUGAUAUACAAACACACAUGACAAAUAACAAAGGAAGUGCUGCAUGGAUGGCACCAGAAGUCUUUGAAGGAAACAUGUACAGUGAAAAAUGUGAUGUGUUCAGUUUUGGUAUUAUUUUAUGGGAAGUGAUUACCCGGCGGAAACCUUUUGAUGAAAUAGGAGGACCCGCAUUCAGAAUAAUGUGGGCAGUUCAUAAUGGUACAAGGCCCCCAUUGAUAAGUAAUUUACCCAAACCUCUAGAACUACUAAUGGUCAGAUGUUGGUCAGGAAACCCAGCAGAAAGACCUUCAAUGAUUGAAGUGGCAAGGAUCAUGACACAUCUUUAUCAGUUUUUCCGAGGAGCUGAGGAACCUUUAGUUUACCCGAACAAUCCACAAUCAUGUGAAUCACCUGACUUCACCUUCAAUUCAGUGCCUGUGACAACAUCUUACUCAAACACACCUCCCAGUUCUAACACUUCAACAACGAGUCAACAUACAGGAGAAUCACGCUCAGGAACCCUUAUAGGAUCAGACACAAUCAAGAAGUCAGACGAGUUCAGUAUACCACCUCCUCUUCCACCCAGGGCAAACCCUCCAGUUAACCCACCAGUGUUAGAGGAUGAACAAACGAGAGGACAACAGAGUGCCCCACCAUCCCUUGCUGGCAGUCGUGAUAGUCUAAAUGAUGCCACAAGGUCUGGUACCCCAGAUCAUUUAAAACGUUACUCAGCAGACAGUACUCUGAUGAAAUGUGAUAUAAGGGAGAUAACCAACAGCAGUAGUGGCAGCAGUGGGAACUCUUACAAAGCCAUACCAACUCAUCUAAGAUAUACCUCAUACACUACUGCUGCACUCUUGUCACCAAAGUUUAUAUCCGAUCAAUCACAAUUCCAAUUUCCAGGGCGUGGUCACCGACGGGUUGGUUCAGACGAAGGAUACCAAAUUAAGAGCACUUCCCCAGUUUUUAUUAACACUGCCCACAUUCCGGUCAGUUCUGGACAAACAUUUCAUCAAGUCAGUACUUUCCCAGGGUCUAUAACAGGAAACAGGGCAAAUGCCCUCCCACAGAGAUCUGUAUCUCAUCAGCCUCAGACGUCAGAGAGGGUACCAGCCACAGGGUCACGUCAUGCCUCAUGGACGUCAGACUCUGGGGGAGGGAUACAGAUAGAGCUGAUCCCUCCUAGGAAUACGCAGCCAUCAGAUAUUCAGCAAGGUACUGGACUGUCAAAUGCUGAAGCUUUUGCUAUGAAUUUGGUUUACCAUUCCUUAGACCAACAGUUACAGCCAAUAACACCUUAUCCCCCUAGUCAGGAAUCAAUGGAGAUAUACCAACAGCAUUGUGAGCUUGCUCAAGAAUACCUUAAAGUACAGACAGAGCUUGCUUUACUUAUUCAGCGAAAAAAUGAUUUAUUGAAAGAAUUUGAGAUAGAUGAACAGAAUCAUCAAAGUAGUACCAGAUUAUAUGAUGAAUACAAUCAGUUAAUUGAGGAGAAUGAGAGUCUUAAACUGUUACGACAAAAUCUGAGUAAACAGGUACAACAGAUUAGACAGAUACAACAAAGAAGAAGAUGACAUUAGGAGUCCAUUGAAGAUGGAAACUGAUUUACAGUGGAACUUGCUUUACUUCAAAGAGGGAAGCAUUUAUUGUUGAGUUCUGAGUUAUCAACUUCUAAAGGAACCUUUGAGAAUCCUGUAUUUUCAAAACAUUGCCAACUGUGUUGGUGUUAUAUAUGUUGCAUUACAAACUUGUUAUGAGUUGGAGAAUAAUAAUCUUUGAAAGAUUACAAAGCUAGUACAUUUCUCAUCACUUAGAAAUUAAUUUCAUUUAGAACAUAAACAAAACCAGCUUCAAAAUGCAUAUCACGUGUAUUUCUGGCUGUUAUGACAUUAUCCUGGAAUUAAAAACUCAUUUUGAUUAUGAAUAAAUAAUUUAUUGACAAGCUUUCAAAAAGCUAUUAUCAGAUUGUAUUAUGUUGAACAUGAUUUAUGUACAUUUUGAUUGCAUGGAAAUACAUAUACAAAAUUAUGUUGCUUUUUUUUUUGUCUGAUAAUAAAUAAUGAUGUAAUGCAUUUUUUUAAAUUCUUGUUUCGUAACAUUGGUCUAAAAUUAGCACUUGGGUGUUAUGAAUUAAACAUUUUCAUGCAUGUUUUAUACAAGAAAAUAUUCUUACUGCCACUCUCUCAUUUUAUGACAAUUUCAAAAUGAUGGUCAGUAUUUUUUAUUUAAAAAAACAUUUUUAUGCAUGCAAGUGAAAUGAAUUUUAAUGUUACUUAAUUGAUCUAAUCGUUAUUCCUCAAGUGAGUAGCCAUUAAAUUACAUUUUUAUUCUCUAAGUCCGAACACCUUUCAAAUAGAAAAUAGUAUGGCCACACUUAAAUGAAUUUUGCUCUUGCGAUAGGCUGACAAAAAUUAUGAAACACAAAUUUAAUCCAAAAAAGAAUGUCCUGUUGCCCCUGUAAUUAAGAUAAACUUAGAUUCUUUUUAUAGCUGAAUAGUAAAAGUUCUUUUAAAGAUACAAAUGCUAUAUCAUAUUUUGUUUGUUACUUCAAUGAAAUAAUUUAGAAAUUUGGAUUAAAUUCAUUAAAUUUUAUACAUGCUAGAUCCUAUUUUACACUUUUUGAAAUUAAAAAGAACAGAAAUGUGAUUGGUUUGGCUUUUCUGUAGAUUAAGAAGCAUACUCUGUAAUGCAGAUAUGAAAUAUAAAUCUUUUUUAAAAGAUUGAUUUUUCCCAAAAAAUUAAUCAUUACGAAUAUUAUGUCCAGAUUUCUGUAAUUUGGGAGUCACGAUGUUGUAAAGUAUAAAUCUGUGACUGUUAUUAGCAAUUUUGGAUGUACAACUUUAACUGCAUAAGAAUAUUUAUUAAAAAAUAGGUGAAAAGAACUGAUUGUAUAAAAUCAUUAUUUGAAAAGGUUGAAAGGAACAAAAAUUCACUGUUUUAGAAUCUUGAAGACUUUUUAUAGGUAAUUUCAUUGGUUGAAUUUUCAUUGUUAGAUCACAACACUUUUGUGUACACUUUUAUGUACACUUUUGUGUACACUUUUGAAAAUGCAUGCUAUUUGAGUGUUUCUGAUGGAGAUAAAUCCAGAAAGUGCUGCAGACCAGAAGCAAGAAAUUUUCAAAGGGUUAUUUUUGGUUCAGUAAAAAUAAGAAAUGAAAAUUUAUAGACCUCUUUAUUUUUCUGCACUUUUAUUUGUAACAAUCUAUCUGUCUCUUUUCAUUGUGCCCCUUUCAUAACCAUUGUAAAAUGUAAAAUGACAGUAGAUUGAAAAAAGGAUGAUUUAAUUCAGUUGGCCUAGAAUUGUAAGAUAAGAUCAAAAACAAAUUAUGAAUAUUAAUUACCAGGAUUUUGUAAUUAGCUUAUUGAGCAUAGUUUGUAAGUUUGAUAGUACUUAGUUAAAGUGUGAUGUGCGUAACUGUUUUUAAAUUGAAUUAAAUGUUUUUUUUAUGACGAAAACACAUAUUUCAUGUUAAAUAUCAGCCCUUUUAAGCUGCUAUUGUUGAAAGAAUCAUUUGUUUAAAUGUUAUAUGAAUAUUUUAUAGAUAUAUGCUUUUAGAGGAGACAUUUGUUAAAAUGUGCAAUAAUUUACCAAGUAUAGAAGAUCUAUAAUGUGUGAAAGAAAUGCAAAAUGAACAGCAGUUGUUGAAUUAAUUAUUAAAUUGUAAAUAAUAGAUAA